AUGGGGAUGCUGUGGACACCACUGGCUCCUGCUGUGCCAUGCCAUUGGUAUGUGUGCAGGUGAGUAGAUGCAGUCAGCUCUGUCAUACCAGGGGCGGACUGACAACUCAUGGGGCCCCCGGGCAAUAGGGGAUCAUGGGACCCCUGUGUCCUUCCCCAAACUCAAAAAAGGUACCAGGGGCAUCUCAUGGGGCCCCCUACUGACCCUGGGCCCUAGUUUCCAAAUGGUCAGUCCGCCCCUGGUC
Molecule: messenger RNA, 244 nt
Organism: Staurois parvus
Lineage: Eukaryota; Metazoa; Chordata; Amphibia; Anura; Ranidae
Source: the annotation of a GenBank genome assembly